Raphanus sativus (radish) is the source of this 1791-nucleotide messenger RNA. RefSeq names its product serine carboxypeptidase-like 40. Gene Ontology annotation, biological process: proteolysis. Lineage: Eukaryota; Viridiplantae; Streptophyta; Magnoliopsida; Brassicales; Brassicaceae. Bases 59 to 1558 code for a protein of 499 amino acids. The record is from RefSeq and is a predicted model, not a curated record. The transcript has 2 exons. Gene Ontology annotation, molecular function: serine-type carboxypeptidase activity. Gene Ontology annotation, cellular component: vacuole.
AUUUUAACUGUCAUUUUCUUCUUCUUUCUCUUCUUCAGUUCAAUAGAGACAUAAUAGGAUGGGGAAAGGAAACGCAUAUGUACUCGCAUAUGUGUUACUAUUAAUGUAUAUGUCGUCUCAAAUCGAGUGCACCAGCCAAGUGCACGCCCUGAGCCGCCUCUACCUUUCAAAGCGAGGAGUGGGUUCCUCCAUGGACAAAACCCAUUUCAAGGCAGUUAAGGGUUUGAAACCGUCUUCGCUCCCGAGUGUUGUUCACCAAAAGGAGUUAAGAAAGAGAGAUCUCAUACGGAGAUUGCCCGGGCAACCUCCAGUUGAUUUCGAUCAGUAUGGUGGCUAUGUCACUGUCAACGAAUCCGCGGGACGUUCCUUUUUCUACUAUUUCGUGGAAGCCUCCUCCAGCAUUAAGGAUUCUUCUCCUCUGUUUUUGUGGCUCAACGGAGGACCAGGAUGCUCGUCACUGGCGUAUGGAGCAUUACAAGAGCUUGGACCAUUCAGAGUGCACAGCGACGGCAAAACGCUCUUCAGAAACCGAUACGCAUGGAACAAUGCUGCAAACGUGUUGUUCUUAGAAUCCCCAGCAGGAGUGGGAUUCUCUUACACCAACACAACGUCGGAUCUCGAGAAGCCCGGGGACAGGAACACUGCAUCCGAUAACUACAUCUUUUUAGUCAAUUGGCUUGAGAGGUUCCCGGAGUUCAAAGGCAGGGACUUGUACAUUGGCGGUGAGAGCUACGCCGGCCACUAUGUUCCCCAGCUAGCCCAUACUAUCCUUGUCCAUCACCCGAGGAGCUUCCUCAAUCUCAAGGGCAUUUUGAUAGGAAACGCGGUGAUCAACGACGAGACCGACUUGAUUGGCAUGUACGACUUUUUCGAGAGUCACGGGUUGAUCUCCGAGGAUUCUUUGGUCCAACUCAAGAAUAACUGCGAUCUCAAGACUGAGUCUGCGAGCGUGGUGAUGACCGAGGAGUGCGCGGUAGUGUCGGACCAAAUAGACAUGAAUACAUAUUAUCUAGACAUAUACAACAUAUAUGCUCCCUUAUGCCGCAACUCCACGCUCACUCGCAGGCCCAAAAGAGGAACCACUAUACAAAACUUUGACCCGUGCAGCGACAAUUACGUGCAGGCCUACCUGAACAGACACGAGGUUCAGGUAGCCCUGCACGCGAACGGUACGAGGCUGCCUUAUGAAUGGAUGCCAUGCAGCAGUGUGAUAAAGAAGUGGAAUGAUAGUCCCACCACAGUCAUUCCUCUGAUCAAGGAGCUGAUGGGGAAGGGCCUCCGCGUCUGGGUGUUCAGCGGAGAUAUGGACGGGAGAAUCCCGGUCACAUCCACCAAAUACUCGCUCAAGAAGAUGAAUCUAACAGCCAAGACGGCUUGGCAUCCGUGGUACCUAGAUGGAGAGGUGGGAGGAUACACUGAGGAGUACAAAGGGAAGUUGACUUUUGCAACCGUGAGAGGGGCUGGUCAUCAAGUUCCUAGCUUCCAGCCAAAACGAUCUCUUUCACUCUUCAUUCACUUCCUCAAUGACACUUCUCUCCCUGACACCUCCCGUUACUGAGUAUUCCUCCAUCUGAUAACUGUUAAAUUAUUUUCUUAAUUAGCUUCUUUUUUUUUAAUCCUCACAUCCAUUCUUUAUCUAUUCAAUAACUUUAAAUGUCAAUAUUUGUUGUUGCAAUCUAUCUCUCUACUAUUUAUCACGCCCACAUCUUCUAAACUACUAAGAUGACACAUUCUAUUAAUCAUCUUCGGUUACUUACUUCUCUCGCGAAGAGAAGAAAAAACACUAACUGG